Messenger RNA from Paramecium sonneborni, 982 nucleotides. The record is from the annotation of a GenBank genome assembly. Lineage: Eukaryota; Ciliophora; Oligohymenophorea; Peniculida; Parameciidae.
AUGAUCAGAUAUGUAGUGACAAUAAAUUCAUACGAAAAUAGAAAUGAUGUGAUUUAUUAUACUAUUCGAGUUGAUGGUUCAAAUUUUCACAAAAUACUUUAUAAGAGAUAUUCGGAUCUAAAAGUAUUGAAAGAGCAACUCUAUUAAAAAAACAAUGAAUUUAAGUUAAAAUUAACACUUCCAAAAUUUCCAAAAAAGAAGAUGUUUGGAAGUACAAAAAACUCUCAAAGUGACAUAAAAUCUAGAGUAAUUCAUUUGUAAAUUAUAGGCUUAAGAAUUACAGUAGUAUUUAGAAACUGUUUUUAAUAUUCCAGCUUUAUAGUCGUUUUAAUUUGUAAAAGAAUAUUUACCAAAAGUACAAUUACCAGAUGAAACAUGUCGAUUAGAUUAAUUUGAUUCUUAAUAUUCAAAAGAUUUAUGUUGGUUGUAAAUGGAUGAACUGAAAAAAUCAUUUCUUCAAAGACAAGAUCUAUUUCAAUCAACAAAGAAAAGUAAAUAGAAAGGGAACAAAAAUUCAGUGUAUUAUUAGAGAUUUCAUUUUACAAUAAAUGAAUUUGCAAUUUAAAACGACUUCGUUCAAUAUUUCAUAACUUUAAUAGACACUAAAAAAACAACGAAAUAUUAAUUUUAGACUAGGUAUAGUAAUCUUCGAGAUUUUCAUUAACUAUUAGAGAAAUAAUAAUUUAAAAAUAGGCUUCCUCAUUUUCCAAAAAGAAGAUUAAUAGGAUAAACAAUUGAUAAUCCUUAAUAAAUCAAAGAGAGAUUAGAAUAAUUAUAAAAAUAUUUAAAUGAAAUAUUUAGUGUAAAAGAAUUUGCUGAAAGUGAACCCUUACUUUAUUUUAUAACUAGAAUUAAAUUAGAAGGCAAACCAAUUAGAUAAGAUUAAGCAGAAAGGGUAAGUCAAUUUUCCUAACAAGUAAAUGGGUCUUCGUUUAAUAUUAGUUAAGGAAUUGAAGAACUUCGUGAAUAGAAAUCCUAUUGA